Messenger RNA from Rotaria sp. Silwood1, 1311 nucleotides. The record is from the annotation of a GenBank genome assembly. NCBI's taxonomy places the organism in Eukaryota, Metazoa, Rotifera, Eurotatoria, Philodinida, Philodinidae.
AUGUUCAAUAAAAAUUCUCCUGAACGUCAUACACAACAAAAUUCUGAUGAUGAUGAUGAUGAUCAAAUACAUAUUGAUCCAAAUGAUGCAUUUGAAGUAAUUGAUAUUGAUUCAUCAACAGAAAAUAUUGUUGAAAAUCAAAUAGAUGAUCUUGAAUUAACAGAAACAAUGCAACAAGAAGAAGAAGAUGAUGAUGCAUUAUUAAAAAUAUCUCAUCAUAAAAUUGGAAAUUCUAUAUUUACAAUAUCAAUUGAUCCAUUAAUACAAAAUCGUGUUUGUACAGGUGGUGAAGAUGAUCGUUGUCUUCUUUGGAAUUUAGAAACUGGUGAAUUAAUACAUGAAUAUCCUAUAUUUGAUGAUAGUGUACAUCAAAUAUGUUGGAGUUUUGAUGGUAAAUAUUUAUGUGCAUGUGAUAUGCGUGGACAAAUACGUUGUUGGACAAAUAAUGAAAAUAAUUUACCUAUUAAUGAAAUUUGGACAUUUCAUACAGGAAAUGAUAUUGAAUUAAUGCGUUUUCAUCCAACAGCACAUGUUCUUUUUGUUGGAACAAAUGAUUCACAAUUAUGGUUAUUUAAAAUUCCAUCAGGAGAAUAUAAAAUUAUGCAUGGAGGAAGUGAUACUGAGAUAAUAACAUUAGAAAUACUUGCAAAUGGUAAACAAUGUGUAUGUGGUUAUGGUAAUGGUCAAAUUAAAUUAUGGGAUCUUAAACAAUGUUCUAUUAUUUGGCAAUAUGAUGAUAAUAAUAUUAAUGAAAAUGAUAAUGCAAUGAAUACAACUAAUAUUAAUAAUAAAUGUAUUUCAAUGUGUUUAAAUAAUGAACAAACAUUAAUAGCAUGUGGUUCAGCUGAUGGUAAUUGUCGAGUACUUAAUUUACAUAAUGGUAAAUUACUUUCAUUAUUUCCAUGUUUUCAAUCAACAAUAGAAGAAGAUGAAGAUGAAGAUGAUGAUGAAUCAAAAACAACAACAACAAUUGAAAGUGUUAUAUUUGGUAUUAAUCAUUUACUUAUAUGUGGUACACUUUCAGGUUAUAUUUAUAUAUGGGAUAUAAAUACAAAACAUUUACGUACAACACUUAAUUUACAAAGUGGUAUUGUUAAAUGUAUAUUAAAUGAUAAUUAUUUAUUAUAUACAGCAUGUCUUGAUGGUCAUAUACGUUUAUUAGAUAUACGAAAUGGUGAACCAUUAAAAGAAUGGAAAAGUGGUGGUGGUGAAGGUUGUGAAAUAAUGGAUAUGAUUAUAACUCAAGAUAAACGAUAUUUACUUUGUGCUUAUAUGCAAGGUUUAUGUCGUAUAUUUAAAUUAAAAGAAUAA